This is a messenger RNA of Venustampulla echinocandica, 429 nucleotides long. RefSeq lists its product as uncharacterized. Lineage: Eukaryota; Fungi; Ascomycota; Leotiomycetes; Helotiales; Pleuroascaceae. The coding region runs from base 1 to 429 and encodes 142 amino acids. The record is from RefSeq and is a predicted model, not a curated record. The transcript is spliced from 2 exons.
AUGUCUGACAACGAGAAAAGAAUGAACACUACGGAGAACGAAGAUCAAUAUGCCUCGGAAUCGGAAGAGGAGCAGCAGCCUGAACCACAAGAGGAAGAGGAGCAGCCUGAACCACAACAAGAGAAACCAAAACAGGGGCAGCGUACGAUGCAACGAGCACGUCAAAACAAACAACAACCACAGCAACAAGCACCGCUGAACCACAUACCCCAGCAACAGCAACAGCAGAUGACGGCCCCGAUGGACCCACGCCUUACGGGAAACAUGGGCGGCCAUGGCGGAGCAAUCAGAGAGUCGCGAAUCAAGGACCGUCCGCAGCCAAAGGAGGUGCGGGACAGCAGUUUAAAAAUCAAGAUAGAGCUGGAUCUUGAGGUUGAGGUAGAUCUCUAUGCUAGGGUGAAGGGCGAUGUUACAAUAGGAUUGAUGUAG